AUGCCUGUGGCGGGCUUGCCGGGCCACGUGCCCCCACCCCCAGAGGAAGAUUUGUUGGAGGAUGAGGACAUGGAUGGGGACUACAUGGAAGAUGAAUCCCCGCAGGCUCUGUCCCAGCCUUGGAUGGAAGGCUUGGGGCAGUCGGUGGGUGGCAUGUUGACGGCAGCACCGGGUGGAGGCACAGGAAGCGACAAGGACGAGGAGGCGGCAAACGAGGUGGCUCCAGUGGUUCCGCAGGCCAAGCUCAUUGACAGCGAGGAAGACCUCGAGCGUGAGGCGGCUGCCACAGAGCUGGAGAAACUCAUGGUGACUGGCCCGGAUGGUGUGGCCUUUGCCAUGGGAUGA
Molecule: messenger RNA, 345 nt
Organism: Cladocopium goreaui
Lineage: Eukaryota; Dinophyceae; Suessiales; Symbiodiniaceae
Source: the annotation of a GenBank genome assembly